Messenger RNA from Annulohypoxylon maeteangense, 1734 nucleotides. RefSeq lists its product as uncharacterized. The transcript has 3 exons. The coding region runs from base 92 to 1603 and encodes 503 amino acids. Gene Ontology annotation, molecular function: 4 iron, 4 sulfur cluster binding; NADH dehydrogenase (ubiquinone) activity; FMN binding. Lineage: Eukaryota; Fungi; Ascomycota; Sordariomycetes; Xylariales; Hypoxylaceae. The record is from RefSeq and is a predicted model, not a curated record.
CCUUUUCAACGACAAAACCUAUCAAAUAAAUCCCGUCGCUAUUCGGACUCUCCACUCCCUAUGCUCAAUUGAGCGCCCGAAUACUCUCAAAAUGCUAUCAAGGACCACCGCGCCGUCGGCAGUGUCUGCGAAGGCAUUGUCACGAGUCGCCUUACCAUCCUGCUCCAGAAUACCACAGGCCUCCGCAUCCCAACAGAGCCGAAGUUUCGCGACCGUCCAAGAUGGCACCCCGAAACGUGUAUAUGGCGGCCUAAAAGACCAAGAUCGCAUAUUUCAAAACCUAUACGGCCGAUUCCCCGCCGAUUUAAAGUCUGCUAAGAAGAUGGGAGAUUGGCACAAGACGAAGGAAAUAAUUCUGAAGGGACACGAUUGGAUUAUCAGCGAGAUUAAAGCUUCCGGUUUACGGGGCAGAGGAGGAGCCGGUUUCCCUUCUGGCCUGAAAUGGUCGUUUAUGAACUUCAAAGAUUGGGACAAGGACACGAAACCCCGAUACCUUGUUGUCAAUGCCGACGAAGGCGAACCCGGCACAUGCAAGGACCGAGAAAUCAUGCGAAAAGACCCCCAUAAACUUAUCGAGGGAUGUUUAGUUGCUGGUCGAGCCAUGAACGCUACCGCCGCCUAUAUUUACAUCCGUGGAGAGUUUAUCUACGAGGCCGCUGUUUUACAGCAGGCUAUCAACGAAGCCUACGCCGAUGGAUUAAUUGGCAAGAAUGCCUGCGGUUCCGGUUACGAUUUCGACGUAUACGUACAUCGUGGUGCCGGUGCUUACGUCUGUGGUGAGGAGACUUCCCUCAUCGAGUCUUUAGAGGGUAAGCCCGGAAAGCCCCGUCUAAAGCCUCCAUUCCCGGCUGCUGUCGGUGUUUUCGGAUGCCCAUCAACGGUUGCCAAUGUGGAGACUGUCGCCGUUGCCCCCACGAUCUGCAGAAGAGGAGGUAGCUGGUUCGCUGGCUUUGGCCGGGAGCGGAAUCAAGGAACCAAGUUAUUCUGUAUUUCCGGCCACGUCAACAACCCCGCCACCGUCGAAGAGGAAAUGAGCAUCCCCCUACGAGAGCUCAUCGAGAAGCACUGCGGUGGUGUUAGGGGUGGCUGGGAUAAUCUACUUGCUAUUAUCCCAGGUGGCUCCUCUACUCCUAUCCUCCCCAAGAAUGUCUGUGAUGACCAAUUAAUGGACUUCGACGCGCUCAAGGAUAGUCAAUCCGGUCUUGGUACCGCUGCGGUCAUUGUCAUGGACAAGAGCGCCGAUGUAGUCCGAGCCAUUGCCCGGUUAAGUCAUUUCUACCGACACGAGUCUUGCGGACAAUGCACACCGUGUCGAGAGGGUAGCAAGUGGACAGAGCAGAUCAUGAGCCGAUUUGAAAAGGGAAUGGGUCGUGAGCGGGAAAUUGAUAUGUUGCAGGAGUUAACAAAACAGGUUGAAGGCCACACCAUCUGCGCUCUUGGUGAGGCUUUUGCUUGGCCCAUCCAAGGUCUCAUCCGUCAUUUUAGACCUGAGUUAGAGGCGAGGAUGGCGAAAUACAGGGCCGAGAACGGUGCACCCGCUCUAGCUGGCGGAUGGCAUCCCAACACCAGAGCGGAAGGCAAGCUGGUUGCCCCUGGUCAAUAGACUUAAGUGGUUUGCCUAUAAUACACAUAGCUAGAUGGCGUAAUUCGAAGGGUCAAAAGAAUUACUCUGUACACCACAAAUAUUUGUUACCUUGUACAUAUCCACGCAAUGAAGGCAUUUGAUUCCAACAA